Molecule: messenger RNA, 1743 nt
Organism: Akanthomyces muscarius
Lineage: Eukaryota; Fungi; Ascomycota; Sordariomycetes; Hypocreales; Cordycipitaceae
Exons: 2
Coding region: 1-1743 (580 amino acids)
Biological process (GO): transmembrane transport
Molecular function (GO): transmembrane transporter activity
Source: RefSeq, a predicted model, not a curated record
AUGACGGCAGCCGCCGCCGCCACCGAUCCGGAAAAGGCAGAUCUGCCGCCGCCGCAGAGACCCCGCGACAGCUAUGAUCCGGAAAAACAUGAGCGUCCGGCCACGCUCUCGAGCAGCAGCGACGACGACCACCAUGAUGACGCCGAGGAUCAUGGCAGCGACGCCGCUUCGUCGAGGGCUGGACGGUCGCUGUCGCGCGCCGCCUCGGCCGCGUCCCGCACGUCGCACCUUUCUCGCACCGUCUCGGAAGUCCGCGACGGCAUGCUGAACCAGCGUGACCUCGAGAUUGGCGAGGAGAGCGAUGGCAGUCAGAGCAAGGAGCGGCAGACCCAGGAUCCGAACUUGGUGACGUGGGACGGUCCUGACGACAAGGAAAACCCGAAAAACUGGUCCCUCAAUAAGAAAUGGAUAGACGUCCUUCUCGUCUCACUCUUCACCUUCAUCUCCCCAAUCUCUUCAUCUAUGGUGGCCCCGGGUCUCCCUGCUAUUGGCAAGGACCUGCACAUUGAAGGACGUACCGAGCAGGUGCUCGUCAUGUCCAUCUUUGUCGGCGCCUACGCCGUCGGCCCCCUGUUCUGGGGCCCCAUGUCCGAGCUGUACGGGCGCAUCAUCAUCCUGCAGAGCUCCAACGUCUGGUUCUUCUGCUUCAACCUGGGCUGCGCGCUCGCCCGCACCGAGGGCCAGAUGAUUGCCUUUCGUUUCCUCGCGGGCCUGGGCGGUUCCGCGCCGCUGGCCAUCGGCGGCGGCAUCCUGGGCGACCUCUUCACCGCGGAGCAGCGCGGCAAGGCCAUGAGCGUCUACUCGCUCAUGCCGCUGCUCGGCCCGGCCAUUGGCCCUAUCGCCGGCGGCUGGAUCGCGCAGCAGACGUCGUGGCGGUGGGUGUUUUGGAGCACCACCAUUGCCUGCGGCUUCAUCCAGGGCCUCGGCCUCGUCCUGCUCCGCGAGACGUACGCCCCCGUGCUGCUGCACCGCAAGAAGACGCGCCUCGCCAAGGCGACGGGCAACACCAACCUGCGCACCGAGUACGACCGCCCGGACCGCACCCUGGCCCAGACGCUCGGCACCGCCCUCACCCGGCCCUUUCGCCUGCUCGGCACGCAGCUCAUCGUCCAGAUCCUCGCCCUCUACAUGACGUACCUCUACGGCACCAUCUACAUUCUCUUCUCCAGCUUCCCCACGCUCUUCGCCGAGGAGUACGGCGAGCGGCCCGGCAUCCAGGGCCUCAACUACAUCUCCAUCGGCCUCGGCUUCUUCAUCGGCACCCAGGUCUGCGCCCCGCUGCAGGACCGCAUUUACGCCGCCCUCAAGCGCCGGUACGUGCCCGACGGCGGGCCCGGCCGCCCCGAGUUUCGCGUCCCGCUCAUGGUCCCCGGCGCCGUCCUCGUGCCCGUCGGCCUCUUCAUCUACGGCUGGACUGCCGAGUACCGCACCCACUGGAUCGGCCCCAACAUCGGAGCCCUCUUGUUCUCCCUCGGCAGCAUCAUCGGCUUCCAGUGCGUCCAGGGCUACCUCGUCGACACCUACACCCGCUUCGCCGCCAGCGCCGUCGGCGCAGCCACCGUCAUGCGCAGCCUCGCGGGCUUCGGCUUCCCGCUCUUUGCGCCGGAAAUGUACAAGGCCCUGGGCUACGGCAAGGGUGGUACCAUCCUGGCCGUGGCGGCCAUUGCCAUCGGCUGGCCAGCGCCUGUGCUGCUGUGGUACUUUGGCGCCAAAUGGCGCGCCAAGAGCAAGUUUUCUGCGUGA